Messenger RNA from Penicillium mononematosum, 480 nucleotides. Its product is annotated as GNAT family N-acetyltransferase. NCBI's taxonomy places the organism in Eukaryota, Fungi, Ascomycota, Eurotiomycetes, Eurotiales, Aspergillaceae. Gene Ontology annotation, molecular function: acyltransferase activity, transferring groups other than amino-acyl groups. Bases 1 to 480 code for a protein of 159 amino acids. The record is from RefSeq and is a predicted model, not a curated record. The transcript has a single exon.
AUGAUCGAGCUUCGAAAUAUUGGUCCCGACGAAUGGGAGAUAUGGAAAGAUCAAAGACUAGCUGCGCUUAGAAACGCACCCUAUGCGUUCUCAUCAAAACUCACUGAAUGGGAAAAUGUGCCUGAGCAACGGUGGCGCGACCGGCUUAGCAUACGUGGCGGCUACCAAGUGGUCGCUUCUCUCCAAGGCACGAUAGUGGGCAUGGCCGGGGGGCUUCUACUUAACGAGCCUGAGGUUGCAGAGCUUGUAUCUAUGUGGGUAGCUCCCGCUGCACGAGGUCGUGGUGUCGGGGACGCACUAGUGGCUGCUGUUGAGGACUGGGCCUACGGUAUUGGUGCCACCAUUCUUAAACUAUCUGUGUUAGAGAAUAAUUACCCAGCUCGUAAGCUAUACUCCCGGAAUGGGUUUGUCGACGUUGAGCUUGAAAGCGGUGAUAUGGAGAUUGGCUGUGAGAGGGUUAUGUUAAAGAAAAAGCCAUAG